Molecule: messenger RNA, 1317 nt
Organism: Linum tenue
Lineage: Eukaryota; Viridiplantae; Streptophyta; Magnoliopsida; Malpighiales; Linaceae
Source: the annotation of a GenBank genome assembly
AUGCUCUCAACUGGUACCGGCGAAACCAACGUUCCGACACCGUCACUGGUGCUUGUUCCCCCGGACAGGCCACCGGAGUCAACUCGUGCCUCAGGGGACCCCCUUCCCUGUACGCAACAAACAAUGGUCGCUCUCGGCACUAGCGCCGCGGACAUGAUUCUGGAUGUGAUCGCGGAUCCAAAGCAACAAUCGACACAAAUCUCAACUGAGAAUGGUGAGCAGAUCGUGACAGACAUGGAAAAGACGAUGGACCUUGCCAAGGCAGGGAAACCACAACAACCUUUCUCCUAUGCCAGCGCGGUGACAGGGUGGAAACAACCCACUUCCUCUCCAAGCCCGGCGAACAACUGGUCCCCUGUUGGGGAACACGAUCUCAUCCCGGGAGAACGGAACGGGGAACCUGCGCUGAGAGUUUCGACGGACUUCAAGAAUAGAUUAUGCGCCCCAUGGCAACGAACUCUGGUGGUCAGGCUCUUGGGUACUCGGAUUGGCUUCUCCACGAUUUGCGCCCGGCUAAAAGGAAUGUGGAAGCCGGUAGGGACGAUGGAGGUUAUGGAUCUUGACCACGAUUGUUUCUUGGUGAAAUUAAGCGAUGAUCAGGACUACUUCAGAGCCCUUACAGACGGCCCCUGGGUGAUCUUCGACCACUAUUUGGUCGUUCAUCAAUGGACGCCUAAAUUCAAAGUUUCCGAUCCGCUCCCCAAAACCAUGAUUGUAUGGGUCCAGCUUCCAGCACUGAAGGUUCAUUUCUAUCAUAAGGAAGUUCUGACCACGCUGGGGAAUUUGAUUGGAAGAACAGUUAAGUUGGACUUCCACACUCUCAACCGACAACGCGCCAAGUUUGCUCGCAUAGCGGUUGAAGUGGAUCUCUCUAAGCACCUAAUUCCCCGAAUCUGGCUCGAUGACGAGUGGCAGAAGGUGGAGUAUGAAAAUCUGCCUGCGGUGUGCUUCGAAUGCGGGAAGAUCGGCCACUCAUCAGAGACCUGUCCCACGGUCUCCUUGGCCUCGCCUCCACCUGCUUUGCUGCUGACCGGCGGCGAAAACACGACGGCGCAGCCGACGACGAGUUCAGAACCGAACGCGGGAUUCGGGCCAUGGAUGAUGGUCACGCGAAAGAGCCGGCGGAAUCCAAGGGAUUUCCAAAAAAAAGGAAAGCCCGAGAGUGAUUUGGGAAACCCGUCAGGAACCGUUAUUAGAAAGUGGCUAACGGGAGGAACGCGGGAGAAGAGGCAAGGAAAGGGAAAGGAAAGGCGAGUUUUGAGGAAGCGGCUGGCGGCAAAGGAAUCCUGGGGGAAAGACCUGGGCGUGAUGUCUUGA